AUGUCCGACACGAAACAUAUAGUGAUCGUGGGUGGAGGGAUUAUCGGCUGCACCACCGCAUACUAUCUCGCAACACACCCCCUCACGGCCAACACAUCCACAACCAUCACCCUCAUCGAAGCAUCGAAGCACGGCCUCGCGCAAGGCGCUUCAGGAAAGGCGGGAGGCCUCGUCGCGAAGUGGGCAUAUCCCAAGGAGCUCGUCGACGUCUCGUUCAAGGAGCACGUACGACUCGCGGAGGAGCACGAUGGUGCGGCGCGCUGGGGCUGGCGGUUCGUGAACUGCGGGAGCUGGGAAGGACGCGGUGAGCCCUUCGAUCACUCUGGCUCUGCAUCUGGCGCGGACGGCAGGCACAAGCGCAAGAGCCUCGAGAAGACCCUCGGGCUCGACUCGAACUCGGAUACGGACGCGGCGGCCGUGGGGGAGAGCGGACACCCGGAUGACUUGAACUGGGUCAAGCCCUCGCUCACCGACGCCUACUCGCCCAUGGCCCCCGCCGGCGCGACCGCGCAGGUCCACCCGUACCUCUUCACCACAAGCAUCUUCGCCCUCGCGCAGGAGAAGGGCGCGCGGCUCGUCGCGGGCAAGGCCACGGAGAUCGCCAUCGACGCCUCCGUGCCCGGAGGCCCGCGCGUCACCGGGGUCACCUACACCCCCACCGACGCACCCGACGCGCCGCCGCGGACGAUCCCCGCGACGCACGUCGUGCUCGCCGCGGGCGCGUGGUCCCCGCGCAUCCUCCCCGCGCUGCCCGUCGCCGGCACGCGCGCGCACAGCAUCACCCUCCGCCCCCCGGAGGGCACGCGCGUCGCCCCGUACGUGCUCUUCACCGAGAUCGCGCUCCCCCCGGGCGUCGCGCCGGGGGGCCCGCGCCGCGCGAGCCCCGAGAUCUACGCGCGCCCGACGGACGAGGUGUACUGCUGCGGCCCGGGCGACGACGCGGCGGUGCCGGACACGGUGGACGACGUCGCGGUCGACGCGGGCGCGUGCGAGAGCAUCUGGGAACACGUCAUGAGCAUCUCACCGGUGCUCCGCGCGGGGACGGUCGACAAGCGGCAGGCGUGCUUCCUGCCUGUGGUGGAAGCUGGUGGGGGGCCGAUCGUCGGGGCGGCGGACAAGAUCGCAAAGGGGCUCGUGGUUGCGACGGGACAUACUUGUUGGGGUAUCUGCAAUGCGCCCGGCACGGCAAAAGCUGUUGCGGAGCUCGUCUUGACCGGUACAGUAAAAUGCGCGAAGCUCGAUAGACUAAAACCAUCGCGGUUCCUCUGA
This is a messenger RNA of Epithele typhae, 1269 nucleotides long. Its product is annotated as FAD dependent oxidoreductase. The record is from RefSeq and is a predicted model, not a curated record. Gene Ontology annotation, biological process: retrograde transport, endosome to Golgi. Bases 1 to 1269 code for a protein of 422 amino acids. Gene Ontology annotation, molecular function: oxidoreductase activity. Gene Ontology annotation, cellular component: cytoplasm; late endosome. The transcript has 2 exons. NCBI's taxonomy places the organism in Eukaryota, Fungi, Basidiomycota, Agaricomycetes, Polyporales, Epitheliaceae.